AUGAAUUCGUGGCCCGUCGGCGCGCUGCGCGGCAUUGCCACCAUCGCGGUGCACAACACCGGCUCAGCACUCACUCCCCAUGUAGGUGGCAACGAUGUGCCAACCCGAGUCGAUCUCUUGGGUUUCAAACACCUACCCUGCAGCUGGCCAAGCUGCAAACGACACGCGGCGAUCGCGGCGGCGACCCAAGCACUGCGCUGUGCUACAUUUGGCAUCUUAUCGUCUGACUUGAUACGGGCUGAACGGUGCCGCAACAAACCAAUUGGACAACCACCAGGUAGUAUUUGCCGGAACUGUACACGCAUAAUACCAAGAAGUUGA
Messenger RNA from Akanthomyces muscarius, 321 nucleotides. RefSeq lists its product as uncharacterized. The coding region runs from base 1 to 321 and encodes 106 amino acids. Lineage: Eukaryota; Fungi; Ascomycota; Sordariomycetes; Hypocreales; Cordycipitaceae. The transcript has 5 exons. The record is from RefSeq and is a predicted model, not a curated record.